This is a messenger RNA of Synchytrium microbalum, 5925 nucleotides long. RefSeq lists its product as uncharacterized. Bases 1 to 5925 code for a protein of 1974 amino acids. The record is from RefSeq and is a predicted model, not a curated record. Gene Ontology annotation, biological process: regulation of ARF protein signal transduction. Lineage: Eukaryota; Fungi; Chytridiomycota; Chytridiomycetes; Synchytriales; Synchytriaceae. Gene Ontology annotation, molecular function: guanyl-nucleotide exchange factor activity. The transcript has 16 exons.
AUGUCUCUGCCGCGUUCACCUCGGAAUACGGUGCCCAAAUCGUCGAAUGCAAGCCAGUCAUCAGAUGUCUUCAUCAAGCUUGCACUAGAACAAUUGUCGAGCGCCAAAGAAGGCAAGAAGAUUCUCCAAUUACGAGAUUCCUGUUCGAAGGCUAGCGCUGCACUAGAAGCCCUAAGUGUCGGACGCGGAGAUCCAUCAAUAUCUAUAGCAGCAGUCUUCCUCCCCUUCCAGAUCGCAUGUGAAUCCAGAAUCCCAAUCCUCGCAUCUAUAGCAAUCGACUGUCUAGGCAAACUAUUCACAUACAAUUACUGGAGUCGUUAUGAAAGUCAUGAUGAUGCAGCAUCUGAAAACGGAACCAAUAAUACUAACAAGCGAACAUCUACCUCGUCGAGAGGACGUCAGUCGAGAUCAGAUGACGAUGAUACAGCAGAUGAUGAAGCCAGGAGUAGUCUUGAUAUUGAAGGGGAUCGUGAAGAUGGUGGGGCGUCGGGGAGUGGGAUUGUUGCGCAAGUUAUUGAUACUAUUUGUGAUACGUUUGCGGGUGGUGAGACUACGGAUGAGCGGGUGCAGCUGCAGAUCAUAAAGGCACUAGCAGCAUCAGUAUCAUCGCCUGACCCAAAAUCAGGAGCCCACGGCGGCGUCCUCCUGAAAGCGAUCCGAACAACAUAUAACAUAUUCUUAUUAUCGAAAUCACCCACCACACAAUUACUAGCUCAGUCGUCACUGACACAAAUGGUACAAGCCGUCUUUGAAAGGAUACCAAGACCACCGAAACAACCAAUAAUAAAACCUGGAAACACAAGUCCUACCUCCCCAGUUAGUGAUGGUAGCUCUUCGUCUGUUGUUGUAGUAGAAGGAGUAGCUACAGAAAGAAAGGAUGGAGAUAGUCCUACGGCAACUGCAUUUUCGUUUCCGUCUGGUAGUGAUACGAGUAGUAAAUGGGGUUCGCCUGCUGAUAGUACUGAUAAGUUAUCCAUCUCACAAGAUAAUUUACAUGAAUUGGGCAGCUCAAAAGGAGCCGAUUUACGUGCUUCUCAUGAUAUUCUGGCAGAAACGUUCAGAGGAAGUAAAACUCCUACUAUUAGUCGUGAUCCAGUGCUAGAUACCAAUGUCAAGGAUGUGUAUCUAGUGUUUAGAGCACUGUGUAAAUUGAGUAUGAAGACUGUGCCAACGGAAGGAGCCACUGAUUUAAAAUCCCACGCCAUGAGAUCCAAACUAUUGGCAUUACAUCUCGUUGACUCGGUUCUGGCAUCGAAUCUAUACGUAUUCUUUACACCAGCUGGAGUUUUAUUCUCGUCCAGUCAGAAUGGAGUGUCAGCUUCUGCCAUUCUCUUUAUACAUGCCGUCAAACAGUAUUUGGGGUUGACCCUCAGUCGUAAUGCAUCUAGUGCUGUGCCACAAGUAUUUGAUGUUGCCAUGCAGAUAUUUGGGAAGGUGUUGAUCGGGUUGAGAACUGUCUUGAAGCGUGAACUGUCUGUCAUCAUGACAGAAAUCAUACUUCCAAUCUUGGAAGCUCGAUCAUCCAUUACCUUCCAUCAACGAAUAUCAUGUCUAAACAAGAUGAAGGAGAUAUUGGCCGAUCCAGCUGCAGAUGGUGGACGUGUACUCGUAGAAAUCUAUCUAAACUAUGAUUGUGAUGUAGAAGCAGGAGCACGAGAAAAUAUCUGGGAACGAUUGAUGAAUGCUCUUGGUAAAGUUAUGACCACGCAUUAUGCCAUAGAUCCAGCUCAGCAGCAACAGCAAAAUGCUGGUGGUGUUUUGGCUGGAAAUGGUCCACACUCUGGUGUUGCGCCAGCUAUAACCACAGCCAACCUCACCAAUCUGACACGAGAACAAUUACGUGGACUUUAUUCUGCUACUGGAGAUUAUGCAGAAUUGAAAAAACGUGGAUUGGAACUUAUGGUCAAUGGAGUUAUGAAACCUCUUGUAGAUUGGUGUGUUGCUCGUGGUGGUAAACCAGGAGAUAAUAUGCCAGCUCAUGAUGAGCAGGGCCACAAGAAACGAAAAUCAGAAGAUGGCCAUGAGCGUGAAAAUACUGGUGGUGGAUUAGGUCUGUUGUCUGAAGAAGAAGCCAAGAAACGUCGUCAACGAGGUGAAGAUGACCCCACCCAAUUCGAGUCAUUGAAACAACGUAAACAGAUAUCCAUGGAAGGUGUUAAACGAUUUAAUUUCAAACCCAAGAAGGGUUUGCAGUUUUUGCUGGAUCAACGUAUUAUACCGUCAAGGACGCCACGAGAUAUUGCGAGAUUCUUGUUGAGAACUGAAGGCCUUGCUAAGCAGGUUAUUGGGGAGUUCUUGGGUGAAGGUGAUGAAGAAAAUAUCGCGAUCAUGCAUGCCUUCGUUGAUGAAAUGGAUAUGACCAAUAUGAGAUUUGUAGAAGCUUUACGUACGUUUUUGCAGAGCUUCAGGUUGCCUGGAGAAGCCCAAAAAAUUGAUAGAUUUAUGCUCAAGUUUGCUGAACGGUACUUGAAGGGCAAUUCACAGACUUUUACCAGUGCCGAUACUGCAUACGUACUUGCAUAUUCAGUAGUCAUGCUCAACACUGAUCAACAUAAUACUCAAGUCAAACGACGAAUGACCAAGGCCGAUUUCGUAAAGAACAAUCGAGGUAUAGAUGAAGGCAAAGAUUUGCCAGUAGAAUUUCUUGAAGCUAUAUUUGAUGAGAUUGCCACGAACGAGAUUGUCAUGAAGGAUGAAAGGCCAGACAAGGAAUCUGAAAAGGCAGCAGACAAGGCUGCUGCAGCUCAAGCACCCAACUCUGCUCUCAGAACCAAGAAGGAAUUAGCGCAAUUUGCUAAUGCUUCACAAGCCAUGGCACAAAAGUCUGAAGCCAUGUUUAACAAUAUUAGUAAAUCAAAGACCAGUAAAAAGGGGGCUAGUGGUCAUAAUUUACCUAGUGCUGGCGGUAAUUCACAAUCCGAAUCAGCUACAUCCCAAAACAAUAACUCCAUGGCACAGUUUUAUGCUGCUAGUCAUUACGAGCAUGUUAAACCCAUGUUCCAAUUGAUUUGGAUGGCGGUUUUAACUGGAUGCUCUGGCCCACUACAAGAAAGUGAAGACCUAGAUACCAUUGCACUAUGUCUCGAUGGAUUUAAAUAUGCCAUUCGAAUCAUAUGUCUGUUUGAUAUGGAUUUAGAAAAGCAGGCAUUCUUAUCUACCUUGUCGAAAUUCACGCAGUUAUCGAAUUUGGCUGAAUUACGACCCAAGAAUCUAGAAGCUAUUCGAACAUUGCUUGAGAUUGCUGUAUUAGAGGGCAAUUAUUUGGGAGAUACGUGGAGAGAUGUAGUUGUAUGUGUCUCACAGCUUGAAAAGCUGCAAAUCUUGUCUGGUGGUGGUGGACCUGGUGGUGAUAAUGGACGUGUAUCACGAUCAUCUGAAGAUCCAGGCUUAUCGGGACGUCGUGAAUCACAUGUUGGUGGGAAUCGACAGGUAGAUAGUAAGGGUAAACCGUACGUGGAAAUGACUGUUGAUGGUAGUAUGAGUAUGCAAAUGACGCUAGCUGUGGAUCAUAUAUUUACAAGUAGUGUUCGAUUGUCUGGGACGGCCAUUGUGGAAUUCGUGAGAGCAUUAUGUCUUGUAUCGUGGGAUGAAAUCACAUCAUCGUCAGAUCGAGAGCAUCCGAGAAUGUAUUGUUUGCAGAGACUUGUUGAGAUCUCGUACUAUAAUAUGAAACGUAUUCGUAUGGAGUGGUCGAAUAUCUGGGCUAUAUUAGGAGAUCAUUUCAAUCAGGUUGGAUGUCAUCACAACUCGAACGUUGGUUUCUUCGCACUCGACAAGCUCAGACAAAUGGCCAUGAAAUUCUUGGAAUUGGAAGAGCUACCAAACUUCAAAUUCCAAAAGGAUUUCCUACGGCCAUUUGAACAUGUCCUGGGUUUCAAUCAAGAUCCAAAGAUUAAAGAUAUGGUGUUGGCUUGUCUUCAGCAAAUGGUGCAAGCUAAAGCCAAAUCGAUGAAAUCUGGCUGGAAGACAUUGUUUGCUGCAUUUAUAAGAGCUGCCAGAGAACCAUAUGAACCCGUCGUAUUGCUCGCCUUUGAUAUCGUCAAAUCAAUAUUCAGAGGUCAUUUCGAGAGCGUGGUAGCAAACGGAACCUUUGCAGAUUUUAUAUCAUGUCUUGUCGAAUUCUGUAAAAACAAGCGAUUUGGGAAAAUCAGUCUCCAAUCCAUUGAAGUACUUCGACAAGCCAUUCCACGAAUGGCUGAUCUUGCCAAGUCUGCUCAAGGGUCUAAGCUGUUACAGCAAACCAUCAAUGCCGAAAUAACUACUCAAGCAUCAGUUGGCAAUGUAUUCGCACCUAGUAAGAUUGAGGAAGAUCCUAGUCUGAGGUUCUGGUUUCCAAUAUUGUUUGGGUUGUAUGAGGUUAUUAUGACCUGUGAUUUGGAAGUGAGAACAAGGGGUCUGACAUAUCUGUUUGACACUCUGAAAACAUAUGGAGGUUCAUUCUCACGCGAUUUCUGGGAGGUUGUGUCGAAAGGUGUCCUCUUCCCGAUAUUUGAUGAUUUGAGACUGUCAAAACAAGAGCAUACAAAGUUCCCAAACAAGGAAGACAUGUCGGUGUGGUUGUCUACCACGUUGAUUCAAGCUUUAAGGCAGUUUGUGGACUUGUUUUCGCAUUACUUUGAGACUUUGAGUUUUCAGUUGGAUGGUGUAUUGGAGUUGUUGACUGUGUGUAUGACUCAAGAAAACGAGACACUUGCAAGAAUUGGAUCAACAUGUCUUCAGCAGUUUAUCGAGAAUAAUGUACAAAGGCUGACAGAUGAUGUAUGGGAGAAACUAUGCAAGAUGCUAGUCAACCUAUUUGAAAUCACGACACCAAAUGGAUUAUUCUUUGAUAUUGGUGAAUAUGCAAGUAAUAGCGCUGCACCGAGCCCAAAGCCAACACGACGAUCCGUAACAUUUGUAAAUGGUGUCGCCACCCUGACAAUCGAUGGUGUCCCAGCAUCCGAACAACAACAGCAACCACAAACAACUCUAACAAAACCGAUCGAACAAACCUUUGGAUCUAAAUUAUCAAAUACUCCACCAGCAUCACCACGGCCACUAGCCAAACGACCUGAAAAACGAGAAUUCCAAGCCAUCAUCGUCAAAUGCGUCCUCCACUUGCUGGUUAUACAGACGUUGCAUGAGAUUCUGAGUACAGGGCAAGAUGCCGUGUAUCGGUCAUUAACUAUUAGGCAUUUGGGACUGCUGAUUGAUUGUCUUGAGAGGAGUUAUCGGUUUGCGCAACGGUUUAAUAAUGAUAUGGAUUUGAGGAUGGCGUUGUAUAAGAUGGGAUUCAUGAAACAGCUACCCAAUUUGUUGAAACAGGAGACAACCAGCAUUUCGAGUUAUCUUAUGAUUUUGAUAAAAAUGUACUCAGACUCGACGGAUGAGAAGGUCGCUAUUCGGUUGGAGACUGAGAAGAGAUUGAUACCACUGAGCUAUGAUGUGAUGUGUCUAUACAACAGUCUUGACCCAGAAACCAAGAGGAGGAAUGUGAAUGCUUGGAGGCCAGUGGUUGUCAGUAUACUGAACGCUUUGUUGUCGUUUAGUGAUGAGCAGUUCAAACGACAUAUACCAUUAUUCUACAAUGAAGUAGUGAAUCUCCUACUCCAAGAGGUUCCCAACGAUUUACGACUCGUCCUACACGCCUUGCUGAUACGAGCCGGCAAUGUAUACGGAGUCACACAACGAGAACGUCGUGUAUCUAGAGCAGACAGUAUAGAAGGAGAUGCUGCAUCAAUGAGUGGUGGUGGAGGUGGAGGAUCACAUCUUGACUUGUCAUCUGAACUAGACGAAGAUGAAUUAAUGACUUUUGAUCCACCACUUAAACCGCAACCUACUGCGACCUUAUUGGCUACUGAGCAAUCAUUGAUGGAUAUGGAUGAUGGUGUUGAAGAAGAGGUUGCUACAAAGGAAACCAACAAGGCGGAGACCAGUAUCUUGUGA